AUGGACAUUCACUGCUCGAAUAUCAAUCGUCAUUGGCAAAACAAACUAUGCUAUUUUCGCAAUUGUACAGAAAAACCUAAUAUAUGUACGGUAUACCCCGAUGCGGUUCGUAUUCUACUUGAUAAAGCCAAAGAAAAAGAGGAGGGUCACGUGUGGAAAGGUUAA
Plasmopara halstedii is the source of this 165-nucleotide messenger RNA. RefSeq lists its product as uncharacterized. Lineage: Eukaryota; Oomycota; Peronosporomycetes; Peronosporales; Peronosporaceae. The coding region runs from base 1 to 165 and encodes 54 amino acids. The transcript has 2 exons. The record is from RefSeq and is a predicted model, not a curated record.